AUGACGAUAUCCUACGACGAGGAGUUCUCGUCAUUGAUGCUCCGUUGGCGCGGCUCAAUUUGGAAGGCGGUACUCAAAGAUCUCAUCGGCUUUUAUGUGUUUUACUACAUCGUUCUCGCCUAUCAGGUUGGUUGACCGGAUAUGUCAAUUGAAUAUUUCGAGUGAAUUCGAUGGAAAAAAAAGAAGUUGGUGGUACAUUGACAACCUCGCAAAAGACCCGCUUUUUUGCCGCGCCGGACGAGAAAAAUGCGAUAUCGUGUCAAGAAAAGUGCAAGACAAGCGCGACUAAGAAGUAGCAUUAUUGCGAGAUCGUCAGUGUAUCGCAGCGAGCUCGCCUUCAUCUCCGCAGUAUAGUUUCGAAAAAUGACCGUUCGACCGACCGUUCGACCAAUAUUUUUUCAACAUGUCAUAAUAAAUGAUCAUUGGUCGAACGGUUGGAGUUUCAACAUUUCAACAUGUCACUUCAGAAUGACAUGUUGGUUUUUGACCGUUCGAAAUGUCACUCUGAAAUUGGUCGGUCAUUUUUCGAACGUUCGAAAUGUCACUUCGAAAUUGGUCGGUCAUUUUUCGAACGUUCGAAAUGUCACUUCGAAAAUGGUCGGACGGUUUCGUAAAUUUCAGAAAUUGGUCGGUCAAACGAACGGUCAGAAAAAUGACAUGUUAUAACCGUUCGAAAAACUGAACGGUCAUAUCAGUUGAACGGUCUAAUUGGUCGAACGGUCGAAUUUUAGAACACUACUCCGCAGUUAUUCUUAGUGAUUGUAGUGGGUCGGUGUUCAAGUCCAGAUACACCAUAGUAAAUUUUCGACUUUUUUUCCGGCAAGCCCAAGUUUUUAAGGCAGCCGGUUGUACUACGGCAGUUUAGAUAGGCUUUUCGGUAAUAAAAGAAAAGCUUGUGUACUUUUUGUGACUUAACUCAUCUGGAGAAAUAGAUUCUCAACAAUUUACAAAAAAGAAAAAUCAUCAAAAUAGCUGAUGAAAAUAGUUCAGGUCCUUUUAAACAUUUCAGUAACGAAAAUUACAAGAUUCGUGUUGAGCCUUCAAUUAUUACCCCAAACUAUUUCAUUCCACAUUGCAAGCAAUAGUUUUGCGAUUCCAAAAAUACUAAAAAAAAGUUUGGUUGGUUAUGUUAAAGUUUUCAGUGGUACCUGCUAGAUGAAAAGCAAAAAGAGUACUUCACCGGUUGGAUCGUGUGGUGCGAGAUCGGCGCCCAGUACAUUCCACUCUCAUUCUUGCUCGGUUUCUUCGUCUCGGUUAUCGUCGCCAGAUGGUAAUUUGAAAAAAAAUCAUCAAAAAAAAAGUUAUCAGGUGGGAGCAGUUCAACUGGAUCUCCUGGCCUGACAAAUUGAUGAUUAUGGUUGGCGCGUGUUUUCCAGGCAAGGAAAACUUGGCAGUCCGACAAACGAUCGCUCGUUGGUCCAGCUUGCAGGUUGAAAAGCUGAUCGGAUUUUUAAACAAAACAUUUCAGUCAGCCAUCGCCUGGUCCGGCAUCUCGGUCCGAACCAAGAAGCGUUUCCCGACUGAACGCCAUUUGGUUCAAGCGAAACUGAUGACAGAAGAGGAGUACGACAUGUACAUGAACCUCGAAGCUCCCCAGGGAAAAUGGUAGUUCGACAAAGGUUACUUGAGACACAAAAACAGUUUCCAAGGUUUUUGCCAAUAAUCUGGGUUGUCAACUUGAUUCGGGACCAACAUACGGCCAAGAAAAUCGACUCGGUUCAGCUUGAUAUGCUUCUCAAGCAUGUUGGUUUUUUCUUCAGUUUGAUUCAAGUAAAUUGAUUAUUUUUCAGGUCUACAGUUUCCGUGACGGUUUCGCGAUGCUUUAUGUGUAUGAUUGGAUUAAGAUCCCUCUAGUGUACACUCAGGUGAUUCUGACAGUUUAAUUAUCACUCUUUAAUGUUUCAAGGUGGUUGCCAUUGCCACCUACGGCUACUUCUUCAUUUGCCUCAUUGGCCGCCAACCGAAACUCGACCAAAAGUCGAUGGAAAAAGAGAUCACGAUUCUGUUCCCCAUUUUCACCACCUUCCAAAUGUUGUUCUAUCUUGGGUGGUUGAAAGUCGGACAGUUCCUGAUGAAUCCUUUCGGCGAGGACGAUGACGAUUUCGGUGCGUCCAUUCUUGAUGUCGAUGUAAACUGAAGAAAAAAAUUUUUUUUGCAUUUAAAAAAGGAGGCUUCCGAAAUUUUUUUAAAAAAAUACGCAUCUCUCUUUUGCUGCGUUUCGGUAUCUUCAACAAACAAAAAAACUUUCUUUAUUCCCAUUAAUUAGUUUGGAGAUUAAUUAAACUCCAGAAACCUCGAGAAGAGCGAUUUUGCAAUUUUCAUUCAUGACGUUUCACCGAUGGCUACGUGAUUUUUUAUUUUUUGUAAAAAAAAUUUCUAGGAAAAAUUUUAGUGCCCUUUUUAGGGUUCUGACAUUUUAGUGUCCAGUUUAGUGGUCAACUAAGUGGCUAAAAUUUAAUCGCAUCUUUACAAGUCAAAGUGGCACUACUGGAUCAUUAAAAACUAUUAGUGAGACGCGAAAUAGAGGCUUCUAUAGAGGUUUUUUUAGUGGAUAAAAAUAAGUUGUUUUUAUGGUAUUGUUCCAGAGCUGAACUAUGUUCUGGACCGAAACAUGUACGUUGCGUACAAUUUGGCGACAGACACGGCCGACAUGUGUCCGUCGAUCCAUGCACCAUGCCUGCCGGUCAUUCCUCACACCAGAGCUUCCUUCAAAAUUCAGGUAGGGGUGCUCAUCUUGGAGUGGAAGGAUUAUGCCUUGCGAGGAAGAGUAUGAACCGAAUAAAAAACAAAAUCAAAAUGGGUAUAUUGGCAAGGGUGAAGCCUUGAGUACGCGACGCGGCUUUCGGCAGGAAGAGUUUGAACGUGAGCCACUUUUUUUCUCCUCUUUUGACUGAAAUACUUCUUUUUUUUCUUUUUUAUUUCCAUGAUCGCCUCCGACCUCGAGAUCCUCGCCAGAAAGCCGCAGCGCGUAAACACUGAGUGCCAGUUCGGCAAAAAUUGACUCUAAUGAUUUUCGCGCCAAUAGUUGGACCCUUAAAAAUAACCGAAUUUUGCGUCAAUUUUCUACAAGCUGGUCAUGUUUUUUUCAGUUUUCACAAGGGAGUUUAUUUUACUUUGCGGUUUGGAUUUUGCAGAAAAUUGAUCAGAGCGCUCCUUGAUGUACCGGAGAAAGUGUCUGAAAGUCUCAGUCUGCACAACUUUCUAGUUCUCAAGAAAAGACGCCUUAAAGUCAAAGAAAACCCUCAAAACCCAUUAAAAUAGGUUAUUUCGAGACUUUAAACCCUUAUUUCUUGAGAACUAGGAAGUGGUCCAAACUUAUACAUUUUGGAGCUUUGAGCUCUUGUUUCUCAAAAGUAAGAAAGUUUCGCAGGUUAAGACUCUCAGAAUCUUGAUAUGGCACAUCAAGGAGUGUUCUGGCCAGUUUUCAGGAAAAUACCAACCACAAAGUAAAAUGACCUACCCUGUCAAUGAAUUAUAAUCUCUUGAUUUUCAGGACGUCAUUCCCAAGUCGCAUCUGGCUGGUUUCAAGCUCACGGAGCUUGAGAUGAAGCUGAUAAAGCCUGAAGACCUUGCUGAGCAGGAGCGUCUUUUGGAAGAGCGCAAGACCAAUCGACAACGGCUGGGAGCCCUCGUUCGCUCUAUUGAACGCAAAAAGGACACCGAACACAACGUCGCCUUCGAAGAAGAAUCCCCCUGA
Caenorhabditis auriculariae is the source of this 3697-nucleotide messenger RNA. The record is from the annotation of a GenBank genome assembly. NCBI's taxonomy places the organism in Eukaryota, Metazoa, Nematoda, Chromadorea, Rhabditida, Rhabditidae.